Messenger RNA from Lactuca saligna, 831 nucleotides. Lineage: Eukaryota; Viridiplantae; Streptophyta; Magnoliopsida; Asterales; Asteraceae. The record is from the annotation of a GenBank genome assembly.
AUGAUGGUAGAAGAUAGAUUGAGCAGCUUGCCAGAUGAGCUUAUUCAUAAGAUUCUGUUUUGUUAUGACAUGAAAUUUGCUGUUCAGACAUGUUUGUUGUCAUCAAGAUGGAAGCUUGUCUGGACAUUGUUGCCCUGUCUCUACUUCUCAAGUCGGGAGUUCCGUACUUUACAUAAGUUUGCCGAAUUUGUGACUCAUGUUCUGUCUCAUCGCAACCAUCAAAUAGAAGUGUCUUCCGUAAAGCUACAUUUCUAUGGAGCUGCUAAUAAGGAUUUUGUGAGAAAGAUUGCAAACUAUGCAUUUUCUCACAAUGUUCAAGAACUAACUGUCUCUAGUUCGUGCUCAAAUAGCCGCAAAGUUUACCCUUCUUGCCUAUUUAGGUCUCAGUCUCUUAAACAUUUCACAAUGACUUGCAAUUAUAUGCAACUUUGCACUACUAAAACUGGAGCACCUUUGGAUUUUCCAUCUUUAACAACUUUGAAUCUCAGUUACAUCACAUUGUCGGGUGAUCUUUUCUCCAAGUGCGUAAACUUAAAGAAUCUCACUUUAGAAUGGUUCACCAUCAAGGAUGUGGAAGUAUUUGACAUCAUUACACCUCGUCUUUCUAAUCUCAUGCUUAUCCAUGGCAGACGUUCGAUAACAAUCAAUGUGAAUGCACCUCGACUUGAGAAUCUCACAAUAAGCAAUUGCUAUUUCAGUUCCUUGAAUGCUCCACCAGGACUUUCAUCUUUGUGCUACACAUUUCAGCUGUCGCCUUGUAGUUUUGUGCGAUUCUCUAAUGAUCAGUUUCAUUCUCUAAACGAAGUGACUAUCUGUUUGUCUGACUGUUAA